CACAUCUGUCAGUCGUCUAUUAUCAGUGAAAUAAUUGUCUGUCACGGAGAAAAGUAUAGCAAAUUAAAACUAUUUAUUUUACUAUAUUUAUAUUUCCUCCUUUACCUUAUAAAAUUUGUUAAAAGGUCAUUAAAAUAUUUAUGAUAUUUCACGUCUUACUAUAGGAAAGAAAGCGUCGUUGGUAAAAAAAAAUGGCAUCAACAACGGGCUCGGCAACUGGUGGCAGCAGUGGGGACUGUGAAGGUGAAGAGCAGGAGGACUCGUCUUCCUCAUUAGACAUGAAAGCCACCAGUGAUAACCUCAAGUCUCUGAAUUUGCAGGACAACUCACAGACUGAAGAUGGUGAAGACGAGUUAACAGCUUUCCGCCAGCAAUGGCAGAGAGAGUUGGAGGGCACUCCAACCCCAACUGAAGAACCAAAGCCUCAACCUGCGGUUGUCGAGCCCCAAACUGAUGAGGAGAAGGCGAAAGAGUUUUUCCUACGAGGUGUGGAGAUGGAGCGUGGUGGAAAAUUGUAUGAAGCCAUACAAAACUAUAAGAGGGCCAUGCAGAUCCUUCCAGAUGUGGAGACACGACUUUAUGAGAGCUCAGAGCUGAGAGGAGACACUCCUGAAGUGGAAUCUGAGACGGAAGAGGUGUUGACAGUGGAACACGCUAAUACCAGUGACGACGAGGACGCCGUCGAGGGAGAGGAUCUACUGACGCGCCUGCAGAGGAUACUCGCCAGGAAGGGCACAUUCUGCGAGCCUGAAUUUCCUACUAAGGGCGGGCACGUGUCGUGGCUGCCGUACGAGGUGGUGGUGCUGGUGCUGCGCUGGGUGGUGGGCGCGGAGCUGGACGCGGCGUCGCUGGAGCGCGCGGCGGCGGCGUGCCGCGGCCUCUACGUCGCCGCGCGCGACCCCGACAUAUGGCGCACGCUCUGCGUCAAGACGUGGGGCAUCGAGUGCGGCACCCCUCGCAGCGGCGGGUACCUGUCGUGGAGGCACAUGUACGUGUCGCGGCCGCGGCUGCUGCUGCACGGCUGCUACAUCAGCAAGACCACGUACCUGCGCCACGGGGAGAACUCCUUCCAGGACCAGUUCUACCGGCCCUGGUACCUCAUCGAAUACUACCGCUACCUCAGGUUCUUUCCCGAGGGCGUGGUGCUGAUGUGGACGACCGCCGAAGAGCCAGUGGCGUGCGUGGGCCACCUUCGCUAUCGCACGCCUAAGACUUCGAUGGGCAUCAUGGCCGGACACUAUCGGCUUAUGGGUGACAAGGUAGUGAUUGUGAUAAAGAAGACUAACGCGGACAAGAAGCCCGCGCAGGCGUCGAACACGCGCUUCCGUUCGCGGCGCAAGGACUCGCACGACCAGCACGAGCAGACCUUCCACAUCGAGCUGCAGCUGAGCGACGCGCGCGCGCGCCGCAACUGGCGGCUGGCGUGGCGCCGCUACUCGGCGUGCGCGCGCCGCGACCUGCGCGACCUGCGCGACCACUGCACGCAGUUCGAGCUCAGCGCCGCCAAGUUCCCGCCCUUCGCCUUCUCGCCCGUGCGCGCCUACACCGCGCACGCGCACGCGCCGCUGCUCAACACGCACGCCUACACGUAAUAAUUGACAGAAUUAUGGACUGGGACCUCGGAACAAUCGACGGUGUGUUCUUAGAUAGAGUACUUGUAUUGAAUGAAAAUAAUCGACUUAACCCUUCUUUGCAUGUUUUUUUUUUUAUUGGUGAAAUCAAAGUCAUAUAAUCAAAGUGAUAUAAUUCAUGUUUAAAAUUAAAAGAAAAAUGGUCAAAACAAUAAAUUUGACAGCUAUGUUUUUUUUUUCUGCAAUGGACAUUAAAAUAUUAUCCAGACACGAUCAAAUUAAAGUGAACUUGGUCUUUUAUAUAAGUUUUAGGCAUUCAAUAUUAUGAUGGAAAUUUCCACCAGUAUGCGAAGAAGGGUUAAACGCAGCAUCAUAGAAAAUGGAGCGGUCUCAUGGCAGCGAAUGAACUUGUGUUGUUAUUAGCUUCAAAAAUAGUUCACGAACUGUUAUCAGACUAUGUUUUUGUAAUAUUUUGUAUAAAAAUAUGUACUAUAAUAAUUAAAGAGCGCUCGUAUAUUUUCUUUAUAAAACCAUAUAAGUUGUGUAUUGUAUUUAUUGCUUUCUGAUAGCAGGCUUACAUGUUUAGAGCAUAGCUAGAGUACAGCUAAUAUACAGAGUGUAACGGAAAGGGUUUAUGAUCGUUUCCUGUGAAACGGUGGCGCCCUCUGAUAUCAAUAGUCUUGUACCAUUAUUUUUCACAAACAAUGAUGGUUAGAUAGUUCCUUAUAUAUCGUCAUAGCCGUAGAAUACUGACGGAUCUAUAUAUGUAAUAUUUGUCAGAUCCGUCAGUAUUCUACGACUAUGACGAUAUGGUGGAUAGGUGUUUGUGUACAAUAGUGGUCUAUUUUCAAUUUUAUUUCCUCCUUAUUCCAAAUAUACAAGUUCAUCGAUGAUUUAAAAAAUUUGGUGCUCAUUUUUUGAAUACUUUAAGAGGCUUCAUACUGUUAUAAAACGUUCGUGUGAUUUCUGUCAAAUUUCAUACAAAAUUUAUAACUUUUCUUUAGCAUUUUUUUUAUUUUAGAUAUAAAAUUAACGUAAAUUGAAUUUGUGAAAGGAAUGUUGAUAUCUUUUUAUAACAACGUGGAUGAUUCCGAUGCACCACUAUUGUCUAGUUUAAAAAUAAUAUUUUUAAUUUGAUAAUUUUGAGAAAGUACUGCUUUAUCAAUUGACUUCAAAGUGAACGAGGGUCUUAAUUCGUUUUUUUUUUUUUUAUAUAUUUGGUACCUUGUAACAGUUAUGAAAUAAUUUGGAAAAUUAACAAUUUAAUGAAAAAAUUAACAAAAUCUGAAAAUCAAAAAUGAAUACUUAUAGAUUAAUUCCAUAGAAAUUUUAUCAAAAUCGGUUUUGCCACAAUGAAGUUUGUUUUGUGGAAUAAAAAAUAAAAGACUUAAAUAAAAUAAAACUUUUGAUUUAAGUCUAUUAGAAAUGUAGUUCUUAGAAUAAAUAUUUUGUUGUAAUAUCAAAUUGAAAUUUUAAUUUUUAUAUAGAUUUAGAGAUUGGCGCUUCAGAAUCGACCACAAUAAAUACCUUUUUACAUUCGACAAUUUCAAAAUUACUUUUUGUUUAUUUUUUAAACGUGACAGAUGUUAAACAAUAAUUAGAAUUUUUAUGCUUUAUUAGGCUAGGAAUUUUAAUGAAAAGUUAAUUUUCAAAUAUGUCUUGAUUUUUUUGUUUAUUUUUGUACCUAUUUGGCAAACAUGAUCGUGUAAGGUACCAAUUAUGCACAGAUAACCUGAUUUCAUUGUGUGUGGUUUUUCUUAUACAUAGUAAUUUCAACCAUUAAUUUUUUUUAAUGAACUUUGUGCCAUAUGUCAGUUUUUAGCCAUACAUUUGUCGUUCCCUUUUUUUAAUUAAAAUAAAUAUUACAAUAAACAUAAAAAAUCUAGUGAAAAUAAUGCUUGUAAUUUUUUUUAUAGAAAUUACUAGAUUAAUAUAAAUAAUAAAUAUAUGUAUUUUAUGGGUGAAUACUGACAUAUGUUAUAAUACUAGUAUCUAAAAUAUUAUUUUGGUUCCUAUUUCAUCUAUGCUAGCGUUUGUUCCCAAUAAUAUACAUAGGUAAUCCUGACAUUGGAGUUAAUUUUGAGACGCGAUUUCUCUAACCUAUCCUCUUAACCUGUUUUAAUUCGAUAGUUUGGCAUAAUUACUGUUUUAUGGGUCAUAAUAAAUUAAAUUUAUAAUAUUGUUGACUUAAAUCUAUUAGAAAAUUUGUUCAUAAUAGUCUUAAGUUAUAAAGUUUCCGCUGUUAUAUCAAAUUGAAACUUUAAUUUUGAGAGAUAAGCUUAGAAUAAUGGCGCCUCAGAAUCGACCCUAUUGAUAGCUAUUUAAAUUUUGUAUACAAUUUUAACUACGGAGAAGCAAUUUCAAUUAUAGAAACCGCGUUCCGAUUCCACAUUCUAAAUUCAAAUAUUUAUAAAUAUAAUUUGUCUAUGAAACAUUUUGACAUAUAUCGGUGAGUGUGAGUCGUUUUAAAAUAAGAAUAGUGAGAUUAGGUUCUAGUCAGUAUCGAUUUUGUUGCGAUGAAAAUCGCUGUUUAUGAAACGAAAUGCGCUUGUUAUAAAUACGAAUAAGAAAACGCCCAAAUCAAUAUAAAUAUAUUUUUAGAAGUACUCAUCACAUUGACCCAAUUAUUGGCUGGAAAAGAUAUAUUAUAAAAAAGUAUAUGUAUCGAUUGUCUAGUAGCUAAGUCAUAGUACAAGCUUUACUUCUAUUGGCACUAGAUGGCGCUCUAUAUGUCCAGAGAUAUUUAUUUAUUGAGACGAACCUAUCUGAUAGUAAACAAGAAUUGAUGUAAAUUAUUGGGAACGAUGGUUGUUUUUUUACGUUUUCAUAUAAUUGUAAACCAGUGAAAGAAUUAUAGCUAGUCGCACCAAUGUGAGACAUAAUGCCUUAGAUUAAGUAAUUAAUGAAAUAAAGUGACCAUAUUUUUCAAUGAA
This is a messenger RNA of Galleria mellonella (greater wax moth), 4504 nucleotides long. Its product is annotated as F-box only protein 9. The record is from RefSeq and is a predicted model, not a curated record. NCBI's taxonomy places the organism in Eukaryota, Metazoa, Arthropoda, Insecta, Lepidoptera, Pyralidae. The transcript is spliced from 11 exons. Gene Ontology annotation, cellular component: SCF ubiquitin ligase complex. Gene Ontology annotation, molecular function: protein binding. Gene Ontology annotation, biological process: SCF-dependent proteasomal ubiquitin-dependent protein catabolic process. The coding region runs from base 192 to 1592 and encodes 466 amino acids.